Molecule: messenger RNA, 3231 nt
Organism: Astyanax mexicanus (Mexican tetra)
Lineage: Eukaryota; Metazoa; Chordata; Actinopteri; Characiformes; Acestrorhamphidae
Gene: odr4
Product: odr-4 GPCR localization factor homolog
Exons: 14
Coding region: 162-1508 (448 amino acids)
Biological process (GO): intracellular protein localization
Cellular component (GO): endomembrane system
Source: RefSeq, a predicted model, not a curated record
AUUUGUGAGACGGCACUCCUCAGUUGUCCAAUCAGGUUGCUUCUUUCCGCAUGACGCGACUUUACUGCUGCAGCUUGUCACACGUAGCUGUGAGUAAAGCUGCUGCUGAGAGAAAGUGCAGAAACUGAGCUUCAGACAGAGAAAUAAAGGAGUUGGGCAGGAUGGGUCGAGGCUACACUGCAGAGGAGUGUGUGGAGAAGUACCUCACCAGCCUCUCAGCCGCUGCUGGAUCCUGUGUAACUGGACUUUUGAUUGGCCAGUCGUCGGCACAGAAGGACUUUGUGGUGCUGGCGGUGAAAACCCCUCACAGAGAGAGCGAGGGGAGCCCGGGGGGCCGGAGGGUUUCCAGCCCACUGGAUGAUAUUGAUGAGGAGUGGGUGGCUGAGCACGCCCGGCAGGUUUCUCGGAUGUUGCCCGGAGGUGUGAGUGUCCUCGGCUUGUUUCUGAUCACUCCUCCUGAUCUGUCCAAAGAAGCACAGAACACGCUCAAAAAGCUCAUCUUUGCAGUGGAUAAGUACAUAUGUAAGAGCAGACUGUGGGAUCUGUCGGAGGAUGAUGUAACUGACCGCGUCACACUGCACAUCUGCUCCAAAACACGGAAAGCUGUCUGUAAAACCUUUGAUGUGAAAGAUCCCAAGUGUUCUGCAAAGCCUGCAGACUGGAGGUAUCAGUCUGGCAUCUCGUUCUCUUGGCCCGUGCUGAACUGCUCUGUCAGAGUGGACCUGCAGAUCCCUGUGACGGACUCUUCAUCAGAGAAGUGUAUAAAGGAUGGACUGAGGAGGUGGGCUAAGCAGAUUGAAGCUGGCCUUUGUCUCAUCAAUGGCAGACAGACAUCAGAUGACUCGGAGCUGCUGUCAGGAUCGAGAAAGAACGUGAAGACAAGUCAGCAGCUGACAUUUCGAGCACAGAUCCUGGUUUCUGAGGAGGAUCCGGGGGCGGGGCAGAGGUGCAGUGCUGUGGUUCAGGCCUGCAGCAGGUCAGUGUCUGUGAGAGGAACCGUUCACUGCAGAGCGUACAUCCACAGCAACAAACCCAGGACCAGACACGCAGCACAGGCUAUUAAGAGGGAUGUAGUAGAUACAGUUUCAAAUCGAGUGGAGAUGCUUCUGGAGGAUCUGCUGCUGAAUGAAGGAGGCAAUGACAGUGAGCAGCAGGACCUUCCCCGCAGAGUGUUUGCCCCGCUGUCCGGCUCAGGCCUCACUGUGUGCGACUACAUGUUCCCGGACGAGACUCCAGCAGACGUAGCUGAGCGUUUUAAAGAGCUGCUGGACUGGGAUUCAGCAGAGGGCGACAUAGACACCAGCAUGGAGGCUCCAGCAUGUCGCUCUGCGCCUGUUUUGGAAGCGGAGGACAGAUGUGGUGAUGAAGCCUCUCAGCCAGUUCCACCAGUAUCCCCCACUGAACCAGUGAAAAAGCAGAACUCUACACAAUACUACGCUGGUGUGGCAGUGGCAGCAGCCGUCGCCCUUCUCGCCACAGCUACUUCCCUUCUGUAUCUCAAUGAGUAACCAUAAGAAGACACACACACACACACACACACACACACACAGAGAUAAAACAUUCACUGAAUCAUAAAUAGCUCUUUGCUCCCUAUGUAGUGCAUUUUAUCAAUUUUAAAAUAUUGUAAUUGAUUACAUAAAAAGUCUUUAAACCAUUUCAGCUCUGUUUACUCUGUUUAUCACUAAGAUGUACCAAAGCUAGUACGGUCCAGAUUAACCCUCAAGCAGCUGCUAGAGAGUCCAUACACACCGAUCAUACACAGCAUUAAAAUAAUAUAAAAUAUUGUUUUCUUUCCUUUUCAUUUCUAAUUUUUCCCAUUUUCUCCCCAAUUUACACGGCCAAUUAUCCAACCCACUCAUUAGGACUCCCCCUAUCACUAGUGAUGCCCUAACACACCAGGAGGGUGAAGACUAACACAUGCUUCCUCCGAUACUUGUGAAGUCAGACACCGCUUCUUUUCGAGCUGCUGCUGAUGCAGCAUUGCUGAGCAGUAUCACAGCGCGCUUGGAGGAAAGCGCAGCGGCUUGGCUCUGAUUCAUCAGCUCACAGACGUCCUGUGCUGCAGACAUCACCGUAGGAGUGAUGUGGGGAGAGAGCGCCAUCUACCCACCCGGAGGGAGCAGGGUCCAAUUGUGCUCCCUCUAAGCGCCGGCAGCUUGAUGGCAAAGCUGCAUGAGCGGGGGUUUGAACCUGCGACCUCCUGCUCAUAGUGGCAGCGCUUUAGACCGCUGGACCACUUGGCGCCAUAAAAUACUGUUUUAAGCGCUAUUUCGACUCAAUCCUGACCUUAAAAUGACUGUAAAUGUAAUAAGAGCGCUGAUUAACACUCAAUAUAAAUACUGGCACUACAGAGACCAGCUCGUCUACCUACACUAACCGUCACUAACACUAGCUGUUUGGCUGUAAAGACUUUUAAAAUAACUUUUUACACAGUGUUGCAGAAUUAAAUUGUCCAACAGCACAUUAAUCACCACAUGAUCAAUAAGUAAGUGGUGAUAAGAGUAUUAUUGAUUAUCUAUCUAGUUAACUAUCCGACAGCUCAGCUUUAACUACUCAACUACUUAAUGUAAUGUAGACAACCAGUCUGUUCCAGCCAGGCCGCCUGUCAAUCACUUCUUCAUUUCUAAGAGUAGCCCCGCCUUCUAAUGAUAAAACAGCAGAGGGAAUAAAAAUGUGGUUUUAUUGGCACAGUGAAAACUAACUGUUAGAAAUGUUCGCUGACUCCACUUUUGAGAGACUUUGCUUUUCAUGUUUUUUACACAAUAACCGGUUCAGGUCAGUACUGAAUAUGUUGUGGAAACCCUGAAAUAAACAUUGAAUUUUAAAUUGGCCUUCUAAUUAAAAGUAAAAAAUUGAAAAAAAUAAAUAAAUAAAAAUAAAAAAGUAUUAUAUAUAAUGUAUGUGACAUAUUGUUAAAUUUUGGAUAGCCAGACAGUCAGUAAACUACAAAGCUUGUAUGGCUCUAUUUGAGAUGAAGUCCUGAUGAUGUGCUGAUGGUUUUAAUUGGUUAGCAGUUUAAUAUUUGGCUAUAUUCCAGCCAGGAGGAUUUUUCUCAUGGAUUGAGUUUAAACCGGUUGUCUCUGAGCUGUGGGCUCUUGCGUAAUUCUCACCUAAUUGGAGUAUUUAUACUCUGCUGCUUUCCGGAAUCCUCACCACAUGAUUCUUUCCCUCCCACUCAGAGAUGAUGUACAUAAUUGCGCUCGGCUCAAAUAAAUAAAAAGUUACAAAUGA